GUUUCUCUAUCGUCAGAGUGUAAAGAGCUCCUCCUAAAACUGGAAUAUAACUUCCAUCAAAACCUUUUCAGUUUUGUAUUUGUAUUGAUUAUUAUUGUAUUGAUCCUUAAAUUCAUAUACAAAAAAUACGCCUUCAAUUUUGCUCACUUAACAGAAAGAGUUAACGGCAAUUUCUUUUAACAGCGCGCCGCGGUUUGCUGUUAUUAACAUUUUAACUAUAUGUUAGCCGGACUGUCAAGCGUAUCGCAGCACAAGCUUGGCUGAUUAUUAAAUAAUUGCAUUUCAGCUAGUUAAAAACUAGGAAUUUAUAGCGCCAAAAAUGUCCACUGAACGCAACGAUCCCAAAGAAUCGAGCUCCCCCUCGUCGCCCACCGCCCAAAUAGCUGUCGAGUUGAAGCCACCCGUGGACACAUAUAUAAAGUGUCCUUAUGACGCCGGGCAUCGCAUACUGCGCAGCCGUUUAUCCUGGCACUUGACCAGAUGCGCUCGCAACCAUCCCGGCAGCAAUAUGAUACGCUGCCCCUUCAAUACCACCCAUGUGGUGCACAGCUCCGACAUGAACUCGCAUAUUAAGAACUGUUCGAGCCGAAUUGACUUUGAGAGAUUUCAAAAUCCCGAUGUGCUGCCGCCCAAAGAGCCACUCGCCUCGCCCGUCCCCUUGGUGGAGUCCUCCGAGAACUGGGAUGAUGAGCCACCGGUGGCAACCUACGAUCCGAGAGCCUACUGUGAGCAGAAUCUCGUAAUACGCAGCAUAGUCGGUGCGCCGCCGGCCUCGCGGCGCGUUUUUCGCGAACUCGAGCGAAAGCGUUUUCAGGAAAUAAGCCAAGGCAAGAACAACUAAAAUGUGAUUUACACACAAAUACAUACAUACAUGCAAACAUAGACAUACAUACGCCAGCGCGUUUCAUUUCGCAACGGUUCGUUCCAGCCAGUGUUGUAAAUGCUCACAAUUAUUUAGUUUAAAAAAAUAUUGGGCAUGGUAUUUAAGCGUUAAUUACAAAAUGUAAGCCUGGAAUUUAAAUUUAUUUAUAAAACAUUCGCAUGAAAAUAUGUUGAAAA
Molecule: messenger RNA, 1059 nt
Organism: Drosophila virilis
Lineage: Eukaryota; Metazoa; Arthropoda; Insecta; Diptera; Drosophilidae
Product: gametocyte-specific factor 1 homolog
Source: RefSeq, a predicted model, not a curated record